Myiozetetes cayanensis is the source of this 2244-nucleotide messenger RNA. It is a transcript of the gene FASTKD3, whose product is annotated as FAST kinase domains 3. The coding region runs from base 98 to 2056 and encodes 652 amino acids. Gene Ontology annotation, biological process: mitochondrial RNA processing; regulation of mitochondrial mRNA stability. The transcript has 7 exons. NCBI's taxonomy places the organism in Eukaryota, Metazoa, Chordata, Aves, Passeriformes, Tyrannidae. Gene Ontology annotation, cellular component: mitochondrial matrix; ribonucleoprotein granule. The record is from RefSeq and is a predicted model, not a curated record. Gene Ontology annotation, molecular function: RNA binding.
CGGAGGUGCCGCCAGGAGAGCGCCGGAAAAUCCCGGCAGGCCCCGCGCUGGCCGCCAUGGCGGCGGAGGUGUUAUUUCAGAACCCAUUUGAUUCAAUAUGGCUUUGAUUAGCCGAAAAAGUUUCCAGUUUUAUUCAUCCAGCACACCAGCAAGCAGGUCUGUUUUGAUGACCCUAAGCAAGAGGCUGAGCUUCCUCAGGGGGCAGCAAAAGCCCCAGUACUGUAGCUCUGUAGCCAUGAGGAUGCUAUAUAUCAAAGAUAAAUCUCAGUAUAUGUUUUGUAGAAAAAACCACGUACAACUGCGGCUGCAGUCACUUUACGAAACUGUGCGUCUUUGUGGAGAAACUGAGAACUGUACUAAGUCUAAUAACGUGUGGAUGGAUGAACAAUUAUUUUUCAAGAAGUUGAACAACCUUUGUACAUCAGAAGAGAUUUUUGACUUUCUUAGCUCUCUAGAAGUCAUGUCUGAUACUAUGGCCUCAGGAGCCCUGCAAAGGAUUUCUGAACUUGAAGUGGAUGACAGUGGUGUGAAAAACCCUGGAGUGUUAGAGAAUGAAGUUUUCAGGGCGUUAUGCUUGCAAUUGGAAUUUGAAUCUUCGAAACUGUCAAGCAGUGGGCUGCUGAACGCAUUGCAGGCUUUGGUAACACUACAAAUAGAUCCGCAGAGCACGCUGAUGGCAAGCUUGCUUUCAGAGAGCGAGGAGAGGCUUGGUAAGGGACAGUUGACUGUUGAAAAUCUGUGUGCUCUUGGAGACAGUUUGCUUGAGUUGGAAAGCCCAAACUGUGCGAUGCUGGAAGAAAUUGUGAACCACAUGCAAGAAAAAGACAUUGAGAAAUGGACUCCAAGGGAAAUAGCGAUGGUUUAUAGAAUACUACAGGUGACUGCCAGGGAAAGGAAGCAAUACCAAAACUUGCUGAACAGACUGAACAGUGUCACUUUACCUGCAGUUUCCCAGCUAAGCCCAAACUUUGCAAGUGUAGUACUGAAUUCACUGGUGGUUCUUUGUCAGACUCAGGCAGUUGCCUUAGUUACUGCACUGUGUAAACAUUCUGCUGAGCAUGUUCCGUAUUUCACGGACUGUGAACUGGUAAACGUCCUGGAUGCCUUCCUAUACUUUGGACAUCGUGAACAAAGUUUUACAGAGGCACUGGAAACGCAUGUCCCUAAAUCCAUCCUUACCAUGCAUCCUCAAACAGUCUGCAAAGUCAUGCAGUAUUGCUGCAAAAAGGUGAUCCUUUCAAAGCCCAUCUUUGAUGCAGUGGCAGAAAGUUUCAUUUCCAAUGCUGACAGACUCACCACCGACCAGAUUGCUGGGUAUAUUAUACCAUUUGGGACUCUUAACUAUCUGCCUCCAAGUGCUUCUUCCUUGUUUAGGAAGCUUGAAACUGUACUGCACACUCGGCUUAGUCACUUUCAGCCUCACACCUUGCUGAACCUACUACACUCAUGUGUCCUUAUUCAACGUUAUCCACUAAAUUUUCUGCCAAAAAUAUUUAGUCCCUAUUUUCUGCAAAAGCUUCAAGCUCAGCCACCUGGUUUGAACAGAGUUGUUACCUCCCAGCUAACCCAGCUUUUUCUGACUGUCACCCUGGAGUGCCCAUUUUAUGAGGGUCCGAAACUCCAUCCAAAGUAUCAAGUAAAGGCCUUUCCCACACCUCACAGUUCUUGUGAUGUUCACCUCCUUAAAAGGGUGAAGACUGGAUUACUUUAUUUACUAAAAAAAAGAAUAUAUUUUGCAUCAGAGGUAUCAACACCAUAUUUCUAUGCAGUUGAUAUCGAAAUUAAAUUAGAUGAGGAAGGUUUUGUAUUGCCUGUAGCCCAAUGUGAAGAGGUACACAAACGAAUUGCCCUCUGUGUUGAUGGUCAAAAUAGAUUUUGUGCUAAUAGCCACAAUCUGUUGGGAGAAGAAGCUAUUAAACAGAGACAUCUUCAGUUACUUGGUUAUGAAGUUGUGCAGAUUCCAUUUUUUGAGAUAGAAAGUCUAGAAAACUGCAGGAAAAUGGCAGAAUAUCUACACAAAAAAAUCUUUCCUCAUACGUACGGACUCAGAAACUGACACUGGAGAAUGCCACUAAAUCAGAAGUUGACCUCCUGUACUACAGAGUGUAAAUACUGUGCUUGGAAGAAAACUGGUGUUUCCUAAAUAACUGCAUCUCAGAUAUUUUCAGCUUCUGGACUUGAAACCUUCCAAUAUUUGGAACAAUUGACAUGUAAAGAGUAAUAAAGAGCAUCAUAUUUUUUUAA